AAACACGUAGGUCUAAAUAAACUCUAACUUUGAAGAAGUCAAUAUAGGAAGAAAGAAGCUUACAGCAACAUUCAUAUACAUACAUAUCACCGGCUAUCGUUCGCACAUGAAAUAUAAUAGAUACUAACUGUCGCAACGAUUUAUAUUUUUUAACAAUAUUUCAUUUACCCACCACUAAUAAUGAUUUUACAAGAAAUUGUGUUUAUUAUUAUUGCAAAACUGAUCAUUGCUCAAGGAACACUUCGGCCAGUCCCCGGACUAGAUCGACAAGAUUCAAAUUUGGAAUUCACACCUGAAAUGAACAGUAAAGAUUCGUUGUUGAAUUAUUGUUAUGAUAUCAACGAACAUGGCAAUGUUGGAAGGCAUGGCAUCCGAAGAGAAUACGUUGAUUGGGAUCUUUCGAGAAACUCGACUAAAAAUACAGUAAGGGUGUUACAAUGGAAUAUUCUAUCGCAAGCCUUAGGCCAAAAUAUGGAUAACUUUUGUCGGUGCCCUCUUGAAGCGUUGGAAUGGAAUAACCGGCGGUGUUCACUACUCGAGGAAAUGUUGACACAUGAACCCGAUGUUAUGUGCUUACAAGAAGUCGAUCAUUUUGAUUUCUUUAAUAGAGCUUUAGCCACGCAGUCAUAUACUGGUAUAUUUCAACCCAAACCGCGUUCGCCUGCUAUUGCAAUGCCUGAUAAUAAUGGACCAGAUGGGUGUGCAAUAUUUUACAAUAAUAACAAGUAUGAGUUCCACGAAAAAUUCGAAUACGACUUUUAUCAUUUAUCAACUGAAGAGUGUCCUAGUCGACAGGUGGCGUUAUUAGUCGUACUAAUAGAUAAAGUUUCGGGAAACAGGUUCUGUGUUGCCACCGCUCAUCUCAAAUCACAAAAAGGUGAAAAGGAGGCAUGUUUAAGAAACAAUCAAGGCAAAGAUCUGUUGAGUUUUGUAUCUGAACAUGCUAAAAACUGUCCCACUAUUAUAACUGGCGAUUUCAACGCUGAACCUUAUGAACCCGUAUAUGAAACUAUGUGCAGUUAUCCUGAAUUCAAAUUGAAUAGCGCAUACAAUGAACCCGGUGGAGAGCCAGAUUUUACGUCAUGGAAGAUAAGGCAGCGUGAAGGUGAAUGUAAAGAAACUCUUGAUUACAUAUUUUACACUCCAGAAUACCUAACUAUUAGAAGCAUAUUGGCCAUGCCAAAAGAAGAAAAUGUUCACGAAGACAGAACUCCCUCGUUUGUCUACCCUUCCGAUCACUUCUCUUUAAUUGCUGAUUUUUUCUUUAACGAAAAUUAACGAAAUAUUCUUGUUUAUAUGGUAUUAUUAUAUAUUUUUUUAAGCAUAUAUUAUGGAUAUUGAUUUGUAUUUUAUUUGUUUUUGAAACUCCGAUACACAACUUAGUAUUACUUAUCAAUUUAAUUAAAUUUUUUUUUUUCAUUAUUACUGUAUUAAUUAUUACUUUUUAUAAAGUCGGCACGUGGCUUUAAGAGUUUGAGUAUAAAUAAUUAUCACAGAAAUCAAUCGGGCUAAUGAAGUAAUAUUUUAAUUCUUGAUUCUUCAUUUAAAAAAACCUAAAACACGCAAUUCCGC
This is a messenger RNA of Adelges cooleyi (spruce gall adelgid), 1572 nucleotides long. RefSeq names its product nocturnin-like. The transcript has 2 exons. NCBI's taxonomy places the organism in Eukaryota, Metazoa, Arthropoda, Insecta, Hemiptera, Adelgidae. Gene Ontology annotation, molecular function: 3'-5'-RNA exonuclease activity. Bases 181 to 1278 code for a protein of 365 amino acids. The record is from RefSeq and is a predicted model, not a curated record.